Cuscuta europaea is the source of this 1895-nucleotide messenger RNA. The record is from the annotation of a GenBank genome assembly. NCBI's taxonomy places the organism in Eukaryota, Viridiplantae, Streptophyta, Magnoliopsida, Solanales, Convolvulaceae.
UAAAAUUAAAAUACGUAGUAAAACAAAGGAUAAAUAAAUUCAUUCAUCUUCAUACCCAGUAUUUUUUCACUGAGCAUCAUCUUUUGUUGCUUGAUCGAUCCAUAUCACCUCGGCGAGAAUGGCUUCUCAAAUCGCGAAAAGAGUCAUCGGCAGCUUCUCAAGAUGUAGUUCAUCGGCUGCGUCAGUUAGGGUUUUCAAUCGGAGCCUUGCCGCAUCGCCUUCCGAGCCAGCCUCUAAUCUAAUUCGCGCCACUCUCUUCCCCGGCGACGGCAUCGGUCCCGAGAUUGCCGAUUCCGUCAAGCAGGUGUUCAGAACUGCUGAUGUGCCUAUAGAAUGGGAAGAACACUACGUGGGGACAGAGGUUGACCCUAAGACCCAAAGUUUUCUUACAUGGGAGAGUAUCGAAUCUUUGAGAAGAAAUAAGAUUGGCUUAAAAGGUCCAAUGGCCACUCCUAUCGGAAAAGGUCAUCGUUCUUUGAACCUUACAUUGAGGAAAGAGCUCAACCUGUAUGCCAAUGUUAGACCUUGCUACAGUCUACCUGGAUACAAGACUCGUUAUGACGAUGUAAACCUUAUCACAAUUCGUGAAAAUACUGAAGGAGAGUACAGUGGUCUUGAACAUCAAGUGGUAAGGGGUGUGGUUGAAAGCCUCAAGAUUAUUACACGUCAAGCAAGUUUGAGGGUUGCAGAGUAUGCGUUCCACUAUGCCCAGACGCAUGGAAGAGAUAGAGUUUCUGCUAUACACAAAGCCAACAUCAUGCAAAAAACUGAUGGGCUUUUCCUCAAGUGUUGCCGUGAGGUUGCAGAGAAGUACCCCGAUAUCAAAUAUGAUGAAGUUGUCAUUGACAAUUGCUGCAUGCUGCUUGUGAAAAAUCCGACACUUUUUGAUGUAUUGGUGAUGCCCAAUCUUUAUGGUGACAUUAUAAGCGAUCUUUGUGCUGGUUUGAUUGGUGGCCUGGGGCUAACACCGAGCUGCAAUAUUGGUGAGGGUGGCAUUGCUCUUGCUGAGGCUGUGCAUGGUUCGGCACCUGAUAUUGCUGGAAAGAACUUGGCAAACCCAACUGCUCUGCUUUUGAGUUCUGUUAUGAUGUUGCGACACUUGAACCUUCAUGACAAAGCGGACCGCAUUCAGAAUGCUAUUCUGACCACAAUUACAGAAGGGAAGUAUAGGACUGGUGACCUUGGCGGGAAAUCUUCUACAACUGAAUUCACGAAUGCAAUCUGUGAUCAUCUUUGAACAUGCUUGCCCUCGCAUCCAUUCAUUGUUCCAUUCUUGUUCCACCCUCUGCACUUUCAAAUAGGAAAUUUGAAAACUUUAUAAACUUUUAUUUUGGGAAAGCGAUUUCCAAGUUUAUUUACAGUAUGGACUAUAGAGAAAUAAAAAAGUUUUCCCCCGCACAGUUUGUUGGUGUUCUGCAGAAACCCUGCAUGAAAGGAUGGUUUACUAACUGGCUGAAUUCCAGCGGGAAGCCAAUUUCAUGGGGCGUCUGAGGGAGGGAGGCUGGGGGUCUGGAGUAAUUAGGGCUGAAACUCAUUCCAUUGAGUUUCAAGCCCUUGUGUGCCUAGCGGUGUUCGAACUAAAGACCUCUCACUGGGCACGAGUUUUGAAGAGGCAACAAGGCAUAUACAACAUUCUAUCUACAACUCAGCACAAGGGGAAGUGUUGAAGGAAAUUCUAAGUUGUGUGCUAUCGUUUAGAUAGAAUGUGUAUUAGGGCAUUUCUAUGUAAAUGAUGCAUUAUGGGCAUAUUGGCCCGUACUUGUAAACCCUACUCUAUCCCUAUUUAUAGGGGCUUUUGGUAAUGAAACUCUGCAAACCAUUCUCCCUACAACACACUCGAAAUUUUUAGGUUGCGUGUUGGGCCUACAAAUUGAAGUAAUAAACCUCAAUAGCUA